UAUCUUUGCAAUUCACGAUCAGUUUAAUCAUGUUGUCAUUUGCUGGUUUGAAGAAUUUCGUAAUUUCUCUUUUGAUAAUCAAAAUGUCAAUAAAUUUGGUAAACUGUGUUGGGAAUUGUACAAAAUCAGAUGGGAAAACAGGGUGCUGUAAUAAUUAUCAUAGAUCCAAUGGUAUAUGUGUUAAAUGCCCAAAAGGUACAUAUGGGGAAAACUGUUCGGAAAUAUGCCCAGUCAACUUAUAUGGAGAAUUGUGUUUAGAGAGAUGUGACUGCAAACCAAAUGAAGACUGCAAUAGAGUACACGGAUGCUUACCAAAUCGAGGAAUUUGCGGGCUUGAUAGGGAAAAGAAAUGUUGUCGAAAUUAUUAUAACCUUAAUGGUAGAUGUACAGCCUGUCCAUUAGGAACCUAUGGGAAUAACUGUGUUUUGGUAUGUCCUGAUGGUACUUACGGUUUGUUCUGCAGUGGAAAAUGUCAUUGUGCGACGUCAGACUGUGAUAAAGAUUCUGGAUGUCCAGAGAGAGAGUCAUACAUUGAAACCAUUGGACUGGUCUAUUGGAUAAUUCCUUUAAUAUUAGGAACUGUCAUCUUCAGCAUUGCAUGUCUUUACUGUCGAUUAAGAAAGAGAAAAAUAAAGAAGUCUGCUGCUGAAUGCAUUCCAAGAAAUCAGCUUGAAAUGCAGUGUACGGCUAACGAUGAAUUCUUACACAAUGAUAACAAUACAGUAAACGGCAACAAAAUGGUAGCAGCAUCGUUCGACACUUGUCGUAGAGAAAAACGUUUAUCUGAUGCAGAAGAUGGAGCAUAUAAUACAUUGGAUUUGCGUGUGUUUGAUUAUGAAGUACCAAUCAAACACGAAGCACGUAAAAAAUCGUAUUCAGAAACAUCUUCUUUGUAUAUCAAAUGCCCGAAUGGCAAGCGGUCACCAUCUUCUGAUGAUAAGAAUUGUGCAUUAGUUCCGUCCAUCCGAUUUACAAGAAACACAGAUGAAAGUAUGCAAAGAAAGAUUGAAAUGCAUCCAACAAUGCAACAAAUCGAUGUCAAAAACGAAUUAUGUGAGGAAAAUCUUGAGUGUUCAUCCAAAGCGUUUGAUAAUGUGUAUGAUAAAGCAACCUUUGAAGAUACGAAAAAAGAGCCUCCAAGGCAAAUAUUUCUUAAAGAACUAUCUUCUCAUCUUUUAAAUAAUGAUCAUAUGACAUAAUUCAAGUGAUAAGGGAAAGAUGUUUUGUACCAACAGUUUCUUUACAUCUAUUUCGUCCAAAGGCUAUACAAUCGCGACCUAAACUAUAAUUACUUAGUUUCAACUAUGGGUACUUCCUCUAUGUGUUUAACGUUUAGAAUGAAAGAACUCUUCUAAUCCUGGUGAGACGAUUUUUUUAGUCAGAUCACCCAGUUAAUCUGACUCAAUUACAAAAUCAUAGUAUUUACUUUUUACAUAAAACUUCUCUGAAAGUUUCGUAUUUUCAUUAUUAUUUUAUUGAUUACAAAAAAGAAAAUAAAUCUUGUAAUUGUGUAGUAUGGUUACAUUUCCUCUUACGUAUUUCUGGAGUCAUAAUAUUAUUUGUAUGCUCUAUAACUUCUUCUUAAAAUGAUACCAUUUUGCUAUCAAAAAUUUCAGGACAUUUAUGACGUCUUCUGUAAAAUGUUGUAAUAUCAGAAAUUAUAUCAUUUGAUUUUGAUAUUUUAACAACAAUAGAUUUAAAUGGUGUGGUUGAAUACUGAUUUAUACAUGUACGUAAAAAUUUGUCAUUAAGAUGAGACUAUUUAAAUAAAUUCAAGUUAGAUGUCCAAGUCAGACUCACUCAAUACAGAUACAUAGCAUUACUGGUUUCUUGAGUCCGAAUAUAGCAAUUAUA
This is a messenger RNA of Magallana angulata, 1854 nucleotides long. Its product is annotated as multiple epidermal growth factor-like domains protein 10. The record is from RefSeq and is a predicted model, not a curated record. The transcript is spliced from 9 exons. NCBI's taxonomy places the organism in Eukaryota, Metazoa, Mollusca, Bivalvia, Ostreida, Ostreidae. Gene Ontology annotation, molecular function: scavenger receptor activity. Bases 30 to 1199 code for a protein of 389 amino acids.